Molecule: messenger RNA, 520 nt
Organism: Hevea brasiliensis (rubber tree)
Lineage: Eukaryota; Viridiplantae; Streptophyta; Magnoliopsida; Malpighiales; Euphorbiaceae
Exons: 4
Coding region: 176-520 (114 amino acids)
Source: RefSeq, a predicted model, not a curated record
UUCAUUUACGGAGAGCCAAAAUUGCCUUCAUUUGUCCAAUUCAGAGUCUUUUUUUAUAGAUCUUUAGAAAAAUCUUUUUUUUUUCCCGUUUCUGUUUCCUUUUUGGGUUCCCAUUUGAUGAGUGAUUGAUCUCGUUUUAGAGGAAACUAAAGGUCGUUUUGUUUUUUUGGCAACAAUGAAGUCUUCAAGUCGGCUUGACUCGGCUGUUUUUCAACUCACUCCAACUCGGACAAGGUUUGUUCGUUUUGUGAGCACUCCAGAGGUCUUGGAACGCGUGUAUGCCUUGGAAUCUGAGAUCUUGCAGAUUGAAGAGGCAAUUGCGAUUCAAAGUAACAAUGAAAUAGGGUUGGCCAUGGUCAAAGAUCAUCAAACAAAAUCUGUGGAACACAUUGAAGGUAGCAGGCCUCUGCUGGAUUCUAAUGAGGAGAAAGCCAUUGUCCUUUACAAGGUGGGUGCACACCUAAUAAUUCUCAUACAAUGGUUUUUGACAGUGAGAGAAUUGUUAAAACACCUUGAGUGA